This is a messenger RNA of Sardina pilchardus (European sardine), 1973 nucleotides long. It is a transcript of the gene cacng1a, whose product is annotated as calcium channel, voltage-dependent, gamma subunit 1a. Lineage: Eukaryota; Metazoa; Chordata; Actinopteri; Clupeiformes; Clupeidae. The record is from RefSeq and is a predicted model, not a curated record. Gene Ontology annotation, molecular function: calcium channel regulator activity; voltage-gated calcium channel activity. Gene Ontology annotation, biological process: calcium ion transmembrane transport; regulation of calcium ion transmembrane transport via high voltage-gated calcium channel. The coding region runs from base 302 to 982 and encodes 226 amino acids. Gene Ontology annotation, cellular component: membrane; L-type voltage-gated calcium channel complex. The transcript is spliced from 4 exons.
GAGAGAGAGAGAGACACACGGGCAAGGGCUGAACAAAAUCAGGGCAACAGUCAGUUGACCCCCUUUCUCACCACAGAGGCACCGAUCCCGGGGCGAGUCAACAAGCCAAAGUGGGACCUGACUGACCGACUGCAGCGCGUCCAGGAGCGGGAGCCGUCCAAGGAAGCUGCUCAGGAGGGGGACUAUCUAUAUCAGAGGCCUUCUCUUCCUCAGCGCACCACCACCACCACCACCACCACCACUCAGAACCCCUAAACCUGUUCUCCGCCACGCCCGACCCCAAGGCAGCGCCGGCGGCACCAUGCACAAGAAGACCAAGCUCAAGCUGACGCUGUUCAGCCUGGUGGUGGGGAUGCUCUGCAUGUUCGUGGCCGUGGUGUCGGACCACUGGGCCGUGCUGAGCCCCGAGGUGACGCAGGUCAACACCACGUGCGAGGCCGCUCACUUCGGCCUGUGGCGGCUGUGCAAGAAGAACCUCUACAUCACGGACCUGGAGCGCGUGGGGUUGGGCUGCGGGCCCCUCAGUCUACCUGGAGAGCACAACUGCACUUACUUCAGGCACUUCACUCCGGGAGAGGAAUCUGAAAUUCUUGAUGUGAAGACCCAGAGAGAGUACAGCAUCUCAGCAGCCGCCAUCGCCAUCUUCAGCGUGGUCUUCAUGAUCCUGGGCACCAUCUGUGCCCUUGCAGCCCUACUCAAGGGCAAGGACUACAUUUACAAGCCAGCGGGGAUGUUCUAUGGAUUUGCAGGUCUCUGUGCCAUCGUGUCGGUGGCGGUGAUGCGCGAGUCGGUGAAGCGGAUGAUUGACAGCGAGGAGACGAUCUGGAUCGUGUACUACUACUCGUGGUCGUUCGCCUGCGCCGUGUCCGGCUGCAUCCUGCUGUUCGUGUGCGGCCUGGGCCUGCUGAUCCUCGCCAUGCCCCAGAUGCCCCGCAACCCCUGGGAGACGUGCAUGGACGCCGAGCCCGAGCAGAUGGAGUGACCGCGGCGACGGACGGACAGGACAGGACAGACCACAGUGGACGGGAAAACUCCACCAUGGGGUGUUCUCUUUUUUUGUUAAAAAAAAAGCAAGAAAAAAAAAAGAUCAAACUUCUACAGUGAGGCAUACUAAUGAGUCCCUGGGAGGGUGAAUAAACAGUGUUUGUUUAUUUGUUUUGGAUCAUCACAGUAAUAAUCAAAUGUAAAGUGCCCCGUAAAGUGCCCCUGUUGACCUAUAUGGUCAAUGAAAUGGUUAGGUACAUCAACACCAACAGCAAUGACGUACUUCUGUAUUUAUUGUAUUUAUUUGGCAUGUAAUACAUUUGCUAUACCCUCUUGUAUCUUAUGUUCAUGUAAAACACUUACAUUUUGCCCAACGAGUGACUUUUUAAGUGGUUAAAACAACACCCAUGCUGCGUGGUAAAAGAGCCAACUCUAUUGGAACCCUGAGAAAUUCCAUCACGGCUAUAAAAUCCUGCACGUUGAUGAAAAUGUGGCAUCAUGUAUCCAUCAUCAAAACAUGUGGAUCUCAAAACCAAGAACUCAUUUUGAUUCCCAUCACACCCCACUAGUGUCUUAAAGCUGUAGCAACUCCAAAACACACAAACAAAAUUCAUUUAUUUACAGAUUCAUGUAAUCCAUCUUGCAUGGUGCCAGGGAAGACUUGCGGGCACAGAGAAAUGAUGAUGGGGGGGGGGGGGCAUAGUGUGUGCCCGCUGUGCCCACUUGGUCCUGCUCCCCCCUCGUCUCUGCUCUGCCCGGGGAAGCAUGGGCCAGUUGAUCCCGCGGGGACGCUGGGGCAGAAUGCUAAUGCCCGCUCCGUCCAAGCGACUCAAUGCCCCCCGCCAGAGACUCUGGAGAAGCUUCAGCACAAGCAGGUGCAACAAAACAGCCAGCCAUCAUACAAGGGCUCUCUUGGUAGACAAACAGGAAACACUACUCUAGUCAUGAUUCGUUUUUACAUGUACCGCUUGAACAGUUUUUUUUAAAAA